Geodia barretti is the source of this 267-nucleotide messenger RNA. NCBI's taxonomy places the organism in Eukaryota, Metazoa, Porifera, Demospongiae, Tetractinellida, Geodiidae. The record is from the annotation of a GenBank genome assembly.
GUGAGGAUUCUCGCCCUCGACGUAGGAGACAAACGCAUCGGCGUCGCCGUCAGCGACCUGCUGGGCAUUCUCGCGUCACCGCUCAUCGCAAUCGAACGCACGUCGGACAGUAAGGCCAUCGACGCAAUACUGGAAAUCGCCGACGAACAGGAAGCGGGCGAAAUCGUCGUCGGUCUCCCCAUCUCGCUGAGCGGCGGGUACAGCGAUCAGACAAAGUCUGUGGCCGCGUUCGUACGGAAGCUGAGGCCCGUUCUCCGGUUCCUGUGA